AUGUGGGGAACCAGUUUGACGAGGUUUUUUGCAAAUCUAAACGAGGCAGGAUGCGAACCAUCUUGCGAACCUUUUGCCUUCAACUGUAUGAACAAACCACAAGAUACCACACGACAAAUCGAGUCACUCGAUGCUUAUUUUCUGGUCGGGACCGCGGAGCUUCUCGGUGAAGGUACGGUCGAAGCGAUAGGAUAA
Messenger RNA from Botrytis deweyae, 195 nucleotides. RefSeq lists its product as uncharacterized. The record is from RefSeq and is a predicted model, not a curated record. The transcript has a single exon. The coding region runs from base 1 to 195 and encodes 64 amino acids. Lineage: Eukaryota; Fungi; Ascomycota; Leotiomycetes; Helotiales; Sclerotiniaceae.